UAAAAAAUCAACGAUUACAAAAGUUUUCAUUUUGCAAGGAAACUUUCAAUUUCUAUUUAGCCGAAUCCGAAUCAACUUUUUUGAAAUUUAAGUGAAUUUAGUAAGUACAUAAAUUAAUCCGGCUUUCGUUAUCGUUAUUGCGAUGCUGUAAAAUUUGCUGAUGGUAUCGUAUGUCAUAAUUUGACAGCUUUGGACACUGUUUCUGUGGCGAACCAGAAUUGCGUAAAUCGAUCUAUCGUAGAUUCCAAAAGUUGCUUGGUUACGAGAAGUCGCAGAUUUUCAAACUUCGCGACAUUAUUCUAAUAUCCUUGAAGAAAAUCAUUCGAAAGUUGAGCAGGUUACCUACGAUAACUUUUACAACCCGUCACAUUUCUAUUAGUUUCAUUUAUGAGCUUAUAUUUGUGCUAUAAUUGCUCGUCAAAAUGUCGGAUGCUUGGCAAAAUAUUCAAUCCAUGAAAAAUAAACGUAACAGCUUACGUGAAAAGUUACAAAAAAGAAAAUCUGAAAGACAACACUUGCUGGUUGAAACUGCAGCGACUUCUCCAAUAGGAAAUGAAGAAAAUCAAUCUGGAAUUGGAACCGACGUUAAAAACAGUGAGUCAGAUGUGGAGCGUCAUUUGUUACAAGAAUUAUCCAACACUAAUCUCACUCUGCCCGUUACAUCCAGCCAACUUUUGACUACGUUGAAAAAGUCGUUUCCAGAAUCUGAAAUAACUCAUACCUUAGUCAAUAAUUUGCUCAAUAAAUUUUCAUCGCAGAAAUUAAUAAGUACUAAUGAAAACUGUAAAGAUGGUGAAUCUAUUCUUGAAGUAACAACCACAGAAAAUAGUAAGUUGACUACAAUGGUUGCAGAACUGCUUUCAACGGGCCUAAAGUCAAAUACUGAUAACAGUGUGCACGAAUCAACCGGUAAAACUGAAAAUAAAAGAAAAAGUUGUGCCAUUGAUGACGAUUCCAUUUCGAGUAAUGUAACUGAACAUUCCAGAAAACUAAAAGAAAUUAGAAACGAACCAGUAAAUGAAAUCAUGUCUUUAAUUAGUACUCCGUCGAUUAGAGAAAAACAAGUGAAACGAAUAGGAGAAGAAAUUUUAGAUUUAUUAAGCAAGCCAACUACCAAACAACGUUCCUUAACAGAAAGAUUUCGAUCUCAAGGAGGUACUCAGGUGAUGGAAUUUUGUUCACAUAGAACAAGAAUCGAGUGCUGUCUAGAAGGUAACGAGAAUUGUAAAAAAUUACAUUUUAAGAAGAUAAUCGAACCUCAUACCGAAGAGAGCUUAGGAGACUGUUCUUAUUUAAACACCUGUUUUCAUAUGGAUACUUGCAAAUACGUUCACUACGAAGUGGAUAAAAUAUUUUCCGACGAUAGUAAAAAUAAUGGGUGGAAUCAGGAUCCUGAUUGGAACUCCAACACGAAGAAAAAAGUAUCCAUUCAAGAAAAUACCAUUUUACAUCCUCCUCAAUGGGUUCAGUGUGAUUUGAGGUUUUUCGAUACCUCUGUGUUAGGCAAAUUUGCUGUUGUGAUGGCUGAUCCACCUUGGGAUAUUCACAUGGAGUUACCAUAUGGCACUUUGUCUGAUGACGAAAUGCGACAGCUUGGAGUUCCUAAUUUACAAGACGAAGGCUUAUUAUUUUUAUGGGUUACUGGAAGAGCCAUGGAGUUGGGCAGAGAAUGUAUGACGUUAUGGGGUUACGAAUAUAUUGACGAAUUAGUUUGGGUCAAAACUAACCAGCUGCAAAGAAUUAUUAGAACUGGACGUACCGGUCAUUGGUUGAAUCACGGCAAGGAGCAUUGUCUGGUGGGUAUGAAAGGAAACCCAAAAAAUUUAAAUCGCGGUCUCGACUGCGAUGUAAUUGUUUCUGAAGUUAGAGAUACCAGUCAUAAACCAGAUGAAAUUUACGGUAUUAUCGAACGUCUUUCUCCCGGUACCAGAAAAAUAGAAUUGUUUGGCAGAGCCCACAAUGUUCAGCCAAACUGGAUAACUUUGGGAAAUCAAGUUGACGGUAUCCGAUUGGUGGAUCCAAAUAUCAUUUCUGUGUAUAGUAAACGUUACCCUAAUGGAUAUUCAUUGACUAAUACGAAGACUUGAGGAAAAUAUUACUAACGAAAUUUUACUUAGUAUUUUUGUUUGAAAAAGUACUCUUACCUUAUUUCCUUUUUUUUUACUAUAAUUUUUGUAUAUUUAUUUCAAAAUAAAUGAGUUAAAUAAAUUAAAAAUGAA
Messenger RNA from Planococcus citri (citrus mealybug), 2219 nucleotides. It is a transcript of the gene Mettl3, whose product is annotated as methyltransferase like 3. The transcript is spliced from 12 exons. NCBI's taxonomy places the organism in Eukaryota, Metazoa, Arthropoda, Insecta, Hemiptera, Pseudococcidae. The coding region runs from base 423 to 2087 and encodes 554 amino acids. The record is from RefSeq and is a predicted model, not a curated record. Gene Ontology annotation, cellular component: RNA N6-methyladenosine methyltransferase complex; nucleus. Gene Ontology annotation, molecular function: mRNA m(6)A methyltransferase activity; mRNA (2'-O-methyladenosine-N6-)-methyltransferase activity.